CACACCUCCCGCACACCUCCCGCGGCUGCUGCCCUUCCGCCGCCGCCAUGGAGGGCUUCGUGGACUUCACCAACCGCAGCCAGGGCCGCGACCAGCUCUUCCGAGCCACUCAGUACACAUGCAUGUUGCUUAGCUAUUUAAUAGAGCAUAAGGCUGGUAAAGAGAAGCUGGUAAUGAAACUCAAGCAGUUGGAAUCUAGCAUGAGCUCUGGCCGGAAAAUGUUCAGACUGGGCAACAUGGUACAUGCCUUGGUAGCAGCCAGGAGAACUACACAGCUGCCAGAUGCGGUUCCUCGCUUCUGCCUUACAGCCUCCAACCUGACCCGUGCCAUCUACUUCGUCUGCGAUGCAGUCCUGUGGUUCAAGAGCGUUGGGCUUCAACCUGACAUCGAUAAGGCAAAGUGGCGGAAUUGGGCUACCAAGUGUUACUACUUUUCACUCCUGAUGAAUCUAGCCAGGGACUGGUAUGAGAUCUCCUGGAGGCUGGAACAAGCUGUACAGGAAGAAAAGAUAAAGGAGAAUUCCUUCUGGGACGAACACAGUCAGGAACGAAACUGUGCAAAAUGUGAUAGUUUGCACGGUUUUCUCCUCCUGCUAUUUCAGAUACUGAAAAGACAUCCUCCUUUGCUGCUAGACUUGGUGAAGAAUCUCUGUGAUCUCUCAGGUCCUUUGGAUACGCUAGGGAUCUACAAGACCAACCCAGGAGUGAUUGGUUUCUGUGGCGUCAUCUCCUCCCUUGUGGGGAUCCUCAUGUUAGCAAGCCCACAUCUGAAGCUGAAACAAUGACAUAACAGGAGCUGCACAGUAUGCAGCCAGCCAACAGCUUUGAUCCUCUGAUAGGUUUUUAUCCUCCAUAUGGCACUUUCAAAAUGAACAUGUCUUACAGUAACCUCAAGAUUAAUUUUGUCCUCUGGAUAAGUGAAUUCUACCCUUUUCCCUUCCCUGUGUCUUCACAGAUGAGUUUGGUGCUAUGACACGCUCCCUGAUGGAGCGCAGGUGGGAGAAGACAGAGUAGUAUUUCACAAACAGGAACAGGACUUGAAACAUGGCUGCUAGAUAAGGAAAUACUGACGUUCCUAUAUUUUAAUACAGGGUUGUGAAAUAGCUGCAUAGAAAACUAUAACAGGUAUAUGACUCAUAAAUAAUCAUGUUUACACUGGGAAGCUGGAAUUCACCAAUUCAAGGUUCCUACAGCCAGAUUUUCUAUAGUGGGCUCAGGCAACUUAGGAACUGCAGGUAAAAUGGCCUGAAGCCAAGUACGAGUAUUCUGAUGGGUUUGAGUUGAUGACUCCUGUUAUCUGUAGGCAGUGGUUUGAAUGCAGUGUGAUGGUAACCGAAGAGUGGUGUGAACUGACCUCCCGAUGACCUCUGUAGUGCACUGGUGAUGCUGGAUCUGUAAUCUAGGGAGCGCCAACUUGUGUCCCAGGAAAUCAGCACUUUCUUCUUUUCCUUUAAUAAUGUGAGCCAAGGGCUGUUGACCACCGGCUCUGACUUUUCCAGCGGGCUAUGGCUGAGGAGUUCGGUGAAGGACAGUGUGUGGGAGAAGCUUGUCUGAGUGCUGAUGAUGCUGUGAUUUGUAGGGAACUAGGUUUCCAAAGCUGUGAAUCUGGAACCACUCACAAGCAUUAAAUUUCCCAUUAUACAUGCACCUUAACUCCCAAACCCCUGUGAUUCCAAGUGCAACAGUUUUCCAUUAAUCAUAUGGUGAUAAGGAGCUUGUUUUGCUGUUUUAAUUUUACAUUAAAAAAUCCAGUAUAAUAAGGAGCUUUAGAACCUGCAGUUAAGGAGAGAAGCCUGGCUUAGAGCUCGUUGAGUCAGAAAAACUGCAAGGGUGUGUUUCUGGUUGUGUAAGCUCUGGGAAGGAAGGGAAUGGAGUUGAUCGUGAUGAUAUCGGAAUCCCCUGUGAGAAGAAAAGCUGGAUUUGGGCAUUCGUGAUUUAUAUUUUCCUCUCUGGUUCUCCCUAUCCUCCCACCUCAUGACCACGAGAUUUUUUGCAUGUUCCCUCACGGGUUGAAUGAGUUCUACUAUUUGAAAAUGCCUUAUAUUUGCCCUGCAACUGCAUUAUUGUUCAUCGCUUAUCUUGCUAGGAAUGAUUGCCUGGCAGCGUAAUCUAAGUUAAAGGAGAAAUGCUGCAUCGAGCUGUCUAACAUGUCAUGCAGUUGCUCCUGACUUUGCGGAGUACCAGUUCUGACAACAUCUGAGAAAAAUUUGCACAUUAUACAGGAGAUAAAAUUACCAAUUUUUCUCCAUCAGAGCUGGGCCUGUGUGUUCUGCUACUUUCUGGUGCAAGGGCUCCUUGUUUAAUCUGUGAGUAGAUGUGUACAGAUACUACUCUAACCUUGACCAGGGUACUCGUUAUUUAUGGUGCUGUCUGGAAACAGAAAUUAAAAGGUGCUGAUCUCCUUCAUUAAAAGGCAAAGGCUAUGGAAUUGAGUAGGCAUGGUAAGGCACUGCCGCAGUUUAUCUUAAGUCAUUGUGGUCAGGCUUGAAAUUACUUCCAGUUUGAAUCUGAAGUGUUAGCCUGCCAAUGAAGUGUUUAAACAAAAAAGACGUUGCUGAGCAGGGUAAUUAAGUGCGCUUGAAGACCAAGUGUGGCCUACAGCAGCUCUUCUUUUUAAUAUGGAAAUAAAUACCACUAAAAGUGUAGAGUGUACUGGCAAUUGAGACCAUAAUGGAGCAUUAUAUGGGAUUGUUGUCUUCAAGAGCUUCCUCGACUUUUUAACAAUGGAAUUUUUUUGUUUCUUUACUCCAUUUGUCUUUGAGCUCCCGGCAAUGCGCAGCCCAUCCCUCCCUUGGUCAGAUUUGAUCAUUAUCCCAGUGUGUGGCAACCCCUGUAAGGAAAGAAGAGGAGCGCUGAUGAUCUGGCAGGGGAGGUUUAGCCAUCUUUUCUCUACAGAAUUUCAUCUUGCAAAAACUAUGUUUUGAAUUCCUUUCAGGGAUGCUCUCAGAUACAAAAUACUUCUUUCACUGGUUUGCAAAAUGAUUUCUCAUUUUCUCUUGUAUGUUGUGGGUAAAGGGAAAUGGAUUAAUAUAGUGAUGUGGCCCCUAGUCAGCUACACCUCCCUGUGCCCUGAGGGGGGAGGAGGGUGGGUUUUCCCUUGUGCCAGGCAAACACUAUGCAAGGCCAUGAGCCAGGCUUUGAUGUUUCUCCUGUAGGGACUAGUGUGGAUUAGCAAGUACAGGCUUAAUGCGGGAGGUGGGGCAGUGAAUUUUCAGCCUGUCUCAGCCUUACCUGUCCCAUUCUACAUGAUGUGUGUUGGAACAUACAGGAGUAACUCUUCUUACUGGAUGUUGAGCACUAAUACUUGCCUUCUGCUCACCAGCCGGAGGCUAGCAAUUUAAUGUAUCUUAAUGUAAUGUGACUGAAGCCAUAGAAUCAUAAUCAUAUGGAGAAAAUCCUUUUAGUGCCUUUUUUCUUUUAAUAUCUGUUUCUAAUACAGCAGUUAGAAUAAGGACAGCUGUUUGAACACAAGCAAUAAACUGAGAUAAGUGUGA
Messenger RNA from Falco peregrinus (peregrine falcon), 3494 nucleotides. It is a transcript of the gene PEX11A, whose product is annotated as peroxisomal biogenesis factor 11 alpha. Gene Ontology annotation, cellular component: peroxisomal membrane. NCBI's taxonomy places the organism in Eukaryota, Metazoa, Chordata, Aves, Falconiformes, Falconidae. The transcript is spliced from 3 exons. Gene Ontology annotation, biological process: peroxisome fission; regulation of peroxisome size. The record is from RefSeq and is a predicted model, not a curated record. The coding region runs from base 48 to 785 and encodes 245 amino acids.